Molecule: messenger RNA, 2808 nt
Organism: Telopea speciosissima
Lineage: Eukaryota; Viridiplantae; Streptophyta; Magnoliopsida; Proteales; Proteaceae
Product: pentatricopeptide repeat-containing protein At1g62720-like
Exons: 3
Coding region: 83-2365 (760 amino acids)
Molecular function (GO): protein binding
Source: RefSeq, a predicted model, not a curated record
CACCGUUGUCCCUCUCCGUCAUCAUUACACUUCGACGGUGAAAGUUGCAGCGGCAAUCGAGGUUUUCAACUAAUGGACAUGUAUGCCGGUGGGUCGUGGAGUGUUUCAAGGAUUUUCCAUCAAUAAUAAUUCCUUAUCUAUGGCUUUAAUUGAAUUGGGAUUGCUGCGUAAUGGAACCCAGCUAAGACAAAGAUUCUGGUUCAGAGUGUACUAUAGUGCUUCAGCCUCCCUUUUGGAUGAAUAUUCAUUUGAUUCAGAACCAAAUGCCGAAACUAAAAUUACUGCUGAAAGUUAUGCACCAGGGGACAUUUUAUUUGUCAGUAGAAAGCGUACCCUUUUCCCCCAAGUAGUCAGAGUAUUUCAUUCUUUGAAUUGGAGGUUUGCAAGGGAAAUAAGAUUCUUUGAAGCUGUUGAAAAGUAUGGAUUUUCUCAUUCUAUCAAUGCCUUCUGCAUUAUGGUUCAUAUCUUCUCAUCAGCAGGAAUGCUCAAAGAAGUACAUGAUCUCUUAAGAGAGGUCGUGUGCUAUUAUCAGGAAGUAAACUAUGACGCGUUUGAGCUGUGUCCCACUCUACUGGAGUCAUCAGUGGCAGAAAUUUCAGUGUCUGUUUUUGAAGUUCUUAUGACGGUUUUUGUGAGCUUAUCAAUGCUUGAACAUGCUGUAGAUGUGUUCGUGCAAGCUAAGAGCAUUGGGCUUGAACCGAAUGUCAGAGCAUGCAAUUUCUUGCUCAAGUUUUUGGUGGAAAGGAACAAAGUAGAAUUUGUUAAAAGUUUAUUUGAUGAAAUGAAGAACUAUGGGCCACGACCUAAUGUUUGGUCUUAUAGUAUUUUGAUGAAUUCUUACUGUAAAGGAGAUAUUGGGAAGGCUGACACAGAUAUUAGCCAUGCGGCUGAGAUAUUAAAAGAAAUGGAGAGGUGUGGGGUGCAACCUACAGCUGUGACUUAUGGUACAUAUAUUCAUGGGAUUUGCAGGGUUGGAGAUGUUGAGUCUGGGUUGAAAUUCCUUCGAAACUUGAGAGAAAGAAACCAGCCCCUCAAUAGUCAUUGUUACAAUGCCAUUAUCCAUGGCUUUUGCCAUAAAGGUAAGUUAGAUGAGGCUGUGGAGGUCUUUGAAGAAAUGGAGAGAUGUGGAGUAUCACCAGACGCUCACAGCUACAGCAUUCUGAUUCACGGGUUCUGCAAGAAGGGGGAUGUUGCAAAAGGCAUCAGUUUACUGGAGGAAAUGGUUCUCCAUAACAUAAGGCCUUCCUUGGUUAGCUAUAGCUCGCUUUUGGGUGGUCUCUGCUUGAUUGGACAAAUGGAAGCUGCACUUGAGUUGUUCCACAAGCUUGAGGCUUUGGCUUAUAAUCCCGACCAGACCGCUUAUAACAUCUUAAUAAAUGGAUAUUGUAAGCAUGGAGACUUCGAUUCUGUGCAUAGAUUUUGGAUCAAGAUGAUCAGAAAUAAUUUCGUUCCUGAUGUUUACAACUAUACUUGCUUGGUUCAUGCUUACUGCUUGAUGGGAUGCUUAGAGAAAGCCUUGGAACAUUUCCAACUCAUGCUGGACGAGGGAAUACUUCCAAACACUGUUACAUGCACUGUUAUUGUUGAUGCAUACUGCAGGAAAGGAUAUAUUGAUGAAGCUUUCAGACUCUUGGACGAAAUGCAAGAACAGGGCAUUAUUCCCAACUUGUUUACAUUUAAUGCAAUCAUCAAUGGACUGUGCAAGGAAAGGAAAGCAGAGAGGGCUUGGGAGCUAUUUCCUUUGAUGUUGCGGAGGGGUCUUGUUCCCGAUGCUGUUAUUUAUAGUACACUUAUUGAUGGUUUUGUCAAUCAGUCAAAUUUAAAGGAGGCUUUCAAGCUGUAUGCGAGGAUGUCAAAAAGUGGGAUUGCACCAAACAAAGUCACAUGCACUAGCCUUAUUAGUGGACUAUGUGAUGUUAACAGGAUUAAUGAAGCCAUGAAUUUAUUCAAGGAAAUGAAAGCAAAGCAUUUGAUUGCAGAUGCAAUUUGUUACACAGCAAUUAUAGCUGGGUUUUGUAAAAUUGGAUACAUGGAGAAGGCUCGUGCUCUUUUUACUGAAAUGGUACAAAAUGGCCUUUUGCCUGAUGUUGUCACUUAUACCUGUCUGGUUGAUGGGUACUGCAAAUCGGGCCGGUUGGACCUCGCACGGCAGUGGUUUGAUGAAAUGACAAGGCAAAAAGCCAAUCCUAAUGAGGUAACUUAUACUGCACUAAUCACUGCAUACUGCAGACUUGGUGAACAGGAUAAAGCUCAUUUGGUAUACAAAGAGAUGAAGAAGGCCGGUGUGCUACCAGAUGAUGUUACCUUUUCGGUACUCGGGUUAGAUGAUGGUGGGGCUAUGGGGGUUAGGCAACCAAGGGAAUGAUAUGUUAUAAAUGAAGUGACUUUCUGACCUUUUGUACCAAUUUUGACCAGUUCCAGGCUCACUUUCAGCAUCCCAUAUGGGUGCUGCGGACUUGCUGGACUGGAGUAAGCUUGAAGAGGCAUAUAUUGAGUUGAGGAUGAAAAGUUUGAGGGAGAAUGAUGUUUGCCUGUUCUGACCUUUCAGACCAACUUCCAUUGGAUGCUGAUUUUAAUCUUCUAUUUGCGUGAAAGCUAAAUACAGGUAUGCGCUAUUAUCUUAAGCCUUUUAUACUGUUGAUAUUUUUUGCAUAGCUCUUCUAUAACUGAUGACAAGAACAUAUGAAAGUUAUUAUAUGCACUGUAGUGUGUGAAGGCUGUUGAAAUGUUUGCAUUUAUUAAUGGUGAUGGCAUGAAAUGUGGAAAGGAAAAUUGUAAUGGUUAUACUUAUCUAGUAAAAAGAAAAAG